UAUAUAAUCAAAGACUGAAAAUUCUAUCUGGGUUUAUCAUCAAGCUAUGAGACAACCGAUAAACAGUACAAAUCCGAAGCCUUAACUUCAGAUUUUUAUUUUUUAUUUUUUGUAAAUUUAUCGACUUUGCCAUGACAACACUUCUGAAGUUCUCCGUAAAUCUCUCAGUCUUUACCACUUCACUAUGGCAUAGUCAUUUCUGCAGGAAACCCAUUCCUUGUUGCUCGCUACCAAGGACAAAGUUUGCUUCUUUUCAUCAAAGCAGCUACAAGUUGAGAGCUUUAGGUGAGGAAAGAUGUUGGUGUUAUUUGGGAGUGGGAAAGGGCAAAGAUGGAAUAUUGAUGAAAGAGGAGGGGUUGAAGAGGAAGAAAAGAAUGGUUUUGGUGAGGUUUAAUCAGGGUUUUGGGUUUGGCAGCGGUGGUGGUGGUGAUGGUGGUGGAGAUAAUAAUGCAAAUGCAAGGAUUUUGGGUAAUCUUGCUUUGGCUAUUUUAUUAACUUAUCUUUCUAUGACCGGACAGCUUGGUUGGGUUUUGGAUGCUAUCGUCUCCAUUUGGCUAAUUGUGGUGCUUGUUCCUAUUGUGGGCUUGGGAGCUUUUCUCUGGUGGGCAGGUCAAGAUAUGGUGCAGGGCACUUGCCCAAACUGCGGAAAUGACUUUCAGAUAUUCAAAUCUACACUGAAUGAUGAAUUGCAGUUGUGCCCCUACUGCAGUCAACCUUUCUCAGUUGUGGAUGACAAGUUUGUUCGCGAAUCUGUGAGGUUCACAAAUGAAUCUACAACAUUUGGAGAAGCAUUCAGCGAAUUCUUUCCUAGUUCUAAGAAAGGAAAGGAAUCUUCUAAAGCCAUUGUUGAUGUUGAAGCAGAAAUCAAAGAUGCAGAGUGACAGCUGAUCGCUUUAGUCCUGUAGUUUAUAUUUGGAAAUGAUCGUUGAUUGAGAAAGGCAUUAGGUGUGGGGAUUGAAGUGUCUCAGGUGCUCUUACAUAAUUGGUUAUAGUGAACUGAAGACGCGCAAACAACUUUGCGAAGAUGACGGGCGGACAAAUUGACACUGGAAAUGUAUCCGAAAGUUUCGACAUUGAUACUCUGUAGCAUGUCGUUGUAUAUCAAGAGUUUGAUAGCUUUCUUCAUAAAUCAUAUCUUUUCUGUAUCUACUUGUAGUUAGAAUUCAUGAGACAUUUUGAAAUGUAAUUAGGGCUUGAUGUAAAAUAAUAGACUUCACUGGGAAAGAGCUGGUCAAAAGAAUUUUGGUUAA
Molecule: messenger RNA, 1250 nt
Organism: Mangifera indica (mango)
Lineage: Eukaryota; Viridiplantae; Streptophyta; Magnoliopsida; Sapindales; Anacardiaceae
Exons: 6
Coding region: 132-881 (249 amino acids)
Source: RefSeq, a predicted model, not a curated record